UGGCAAUUCCUACUACAGGACGGGUUUCCAAUCACAACAGCCCACAAUGCUACAGUCCCGAUUCUUAACGCCCAUGCGGCUGCUCGAACGAGCCAUCGCCCCAUCUCUCCGUUCCUCGCAAUCCCUCACCCGAUCCUCAACCACCACACCGUCGUCCAUCCUCCCGCGGCCAAUCUCAGCCACCCCAUCCCCCCUCUCCAGCCGCCUUCUUCUCCCCCUCUCCCAAGUCCGCCACGCCUCUCACGCCUCCCAAGGCGCCGGCAACCGACACUCGCGCGACCCGGCCGGCAAACGCCUCGGCGCGAAGCGCUCCGGCGGAGAAUACGUCGUGCCAGGAUGCAUCAUCUUCCGGCAGCGGGGGACGAAGUGGUUCCCGGGCGAGAACUGCGCGCUGGGCCGAGACCACACCAUCUACGCCACGGAGGCCGGCUACGUGCGGUACUACCUGGACCCGGAGCUGCAUCCGGACCGCAAGUUCAUCGGCGUCUGCUUCGAGAAGGAGGGCAAGCUGCCUACGCCGCGGAAUGCGCCCAGCCGGCGGAAGCUGAACCGCGUUGCGGUGCCGCGGAUUGAUGUCGCCGAUGAGCCGCCCGCGCGCUCGGAUCUGACGGCCCAUGUGGGUGCGGAUGGUGUUGUGGUUGCGAGCGUGGACGCUGCGACCGCUGCGCAGGGUGGGCCCCAGCUGCGUCCGGGUUAUAUGUACCGUGAGGCGAAUUGGCAGAUUGGUCGCGCUGCAGAGAAGGCGGGGAUUACGGCGAAGCCGUAUAAUAGCAAGAACCGCUGGUUGGCGUGGCGGAAGAGACAGGCUCGUGCUGAUCGCGCGGCCCAGAUGAAGAGUUUGAAGAACAAGAAGAAGACCAAGAAGGGCAAGGGUGGUCGCUAAACGAUACAUGUCAAGAUAUUUUUCUCUUUUUUUGUUCGGUCUGUCGACUCGUUGACUGGAUUGGAAUGGAAUGGAAUCGGUGCUUUAACUUGUUGUACUUAUAGAUGUUGCUAGCCGUAUAAAUGUACCAUGUGUGAAG
Aspergillus candidus is the source of this 1022-nucleotide messenger RNA. Its product is annotated as mitochondrial 54S ribosomal protein bL27m. The transcript has a single exon. Gene Ontology annotation, molecular function: structural constituent of ribosome. Lineage: Eukaryota; Fungi; Ascomycota; Eurotiomycetes; Eurotiales; Aspergillaceae. The record is from RefSeq and is a predicted model, not a curated record. Gene Ontology annotation, biological process: translation. Bases 47 to 883 code for a protein of 278 amino acids. Gene Ontology annotation, cellular component: mitochondrial large ribosomal subunit; ribosome.